Messenger RNA from Entrophospora sp. SA101, 180 nucleotides. Lineage: Eukaryota; Fungi; Glomeromycota; Glomeromycetes; Entrophosporales; Entrophosporaceae. The record is from the annotation of a GenBank genome assembly.
AUGUAUCCAGAAAUAUCGGACGGCGAAAUAGACUUCUCAAAUUUGGCCAGGGGGAUGCUUUGGACCAACGAUGUACAUGAAAUCGCUAUAGGCCAUCUACAAGUAGCUCCUUGUGAUACAUAUGAUAUGCGAAUUCCACUGAGGUUAAAUUUACUUGCCAGUUUGGCAUUCAAAAAAUAA